Messenger RNA from Dentiscutata erythropus, 1431 nucleotides. The record is from the annotation of a GenBank genome assembly. Lineage: Eukaryota; Fungi; Glomeromycota; Glomeromycetes; Diversisporales; Gigasporaceae.
AUGUUUUCUUUAAAAGAUCUCAUUCCAACAAUUUUAGAUCUCUUACCUUUGGCUAUUUUAUUAUAUAUCCUAAAAUUUUACUAUGAUUAUUUUACUCGAUCGAUUCCAUAUCCGGGUCCAUUUCCGUUACCUAUCAUAGGCAAUCUGCAUCAAUACUUUUAUCAUUGGAACGAUAUGUCAUCUUGGCAUCGUCAAUUGAGUUCGAAAUAUGGUGGAAUAUUUGAAUUAUAUUUUGGAUCCAACAAAUAUUUAAUGAUUAGUGAUUCAAGAAUAGUUGAGCGAAUAUUGAAUACUGCAAAGAAUAAUAACUACUUUGUACGUAUUGAAACUGAAAAAGGAUUGGAUAAAUUACAGAAAGGAAAUAAUGGAUUGUUAUUUAAUGCAGAUGUUAAAUCUUGGACAUCUAUUAAAAAAGUUUUUGUUAGAACUAUAGUAUCCCCCAAUGCUUUAAAAACUGCUAUAAAAUACAUUGAUAACAUUUUUCAGGAUUUGGAAAUGUUAUGGGAUAAUUUGAUUGAUAAAAAAGGUCAAUUUUUAAAUGACGAACAAGAAAGAUCAGUAGAUAUUGAUUUUAUACCUUGGUCAAAAUUAAUUUUCGCUGAAUUCAUAAUGUUACUUAUAACAAGUAAACAAUUUAAUCUAUUAUCAACUCAUUACAACAGGAUCUCAAAUAUAAAACUUAAUCAAAAAAAUUCUUAUGAAGAAUUUUUAGAUCGUUUAGUUAUUGCUUCUGAUUGUGUGCAAUAUUAUACUACUGUUCCAUCAUUUAUACGUAAUCUUCCAAUUAUAAAUAUUCAUACAAAUUACUUGUAUAAGAAUUUGUUAUGGACGAGAAAUUAUGCUUCCAAUUUAGUUAAAGAACGCAGAGAAGAAAUUGAACGCAUAGAAAAUAAAGAGGAAUUAGCACUCGAUUUUUUAAAUAUGCUUUUAACUACAAAUACAUCUAUGAAUGAUGAGGAAGUUGGUGAUAAUAUUGCCGAGAUGAUAAGUGAAGGAAUCGAUAGUCCAUCAAAUACUUUAUCUUUUAUUAUUUAUUAUGUUAGUAAUGAUCCAGAUAUCGAAAAAAACGUUCUUGAUGAAAUUGAAAAAGUAUUUGAUCUUGGCUCCAAUUUUAAAGUUACUUAUGAAGAUUUAUGUAAACUUGAAUAUAUUGAUGCUGUAAUCAAAGAAGUGUUAAGAGUUAGACCAGCUACGGCGACGAUUUCACGGUUUUCUAACAAUCCUGAUCAAAUUGAUAAUUAUAAAAUUCCUGCAUCAACUCAAUUAGUAAUCAAUGUUAUAGGCUUACACAUGAAUCCAAAAUAUUGGGAUGAACCAACGAAAUUUAAUCCCUCAAGAUUUUUGUCAAUUGUUACUAAGGAUCCUUCAACACGAAAUAAUAUCAACACUCAAUGCAAUGAAUUAAAAAUUAGAAUUAGCCGUAGAAGAUAG